This is a messenger RNA of Orbilia oligospora ATCC 24927, 5124 nucleotides long. RefSeq lists its product as uncharacterized. The record is from RefSeq and is a predicted model, not a curated record. The transcript has 5 exons. NCBI's taxonomy places the organism in Eukaryota, Fungi, Ascomycota, Orbiliomycetes, Orbiliales, Orbiliaceae. The coding region runs from base 1 to 5124 and encodes 1707 amino acids. Gene Ontology annotation, molecular function: protein binding.
AUGGCGACUCCCGAACUACUGCCCCUCCCCGCAAGUAUACCUUCAUUCCCGAAGUACCUCGCCGAAAACAAGGAUAAGCCCGUCAGAGAGUUACUUCAACCAUAUCUCAACCAUGAAAACCGCAUCCGUGAACUCUUCGGUCAAGACCCGGCAAAUCCGGUGCUGGAAAGCAAGUAUCUCGGCCUCGUACCCGUGUACGCGGGGCACGAAGAACACAUUGAAAUCAGAGCUCGAAGUCUGAAAUCCGAGUCUGAAGAUGAGAAAAAGAAGUAUAUUUUACCACUUGAAGAUGAAGAACGAAAAAUUAGUGGAGAAAAGGCAAUUGUCGGACUUGAACAGUUUAAAAAGAAUUUUCGUAUUUACGGCGAAAGUGCUCUUGUGAAUCUGGAUUGGAACAACGUUGUCGCAGCAGGAUCGAGUGUCAUGACAGCCCUUCUAACCAUCCCAGAAGAACACCAAAAAUCACAUAAAUCUCUACGACAAUAUUACAAGAAAAUAUCACGUGAGCAAAUUGAAAGAAAUGAAGAGCCAUACAUCGACCUAUUUCUGUAUGGCCUUGACGAAGCUGCUGGUUUGAAGAAACUGGAGCACAUUGAAUCGACAGUUCGAGAUAACAUUCUCUGGGAUAUGACAUGUGUCAGGACCAGAGAUACCCUUAUAAUAGUCUCAAAAGCCCCUAACCGUCCUAUUCGGGUUCAGUUGCGUCUAUACUCCAGCAUUAGUCAAUUACUCCACUCUCCGGAAUUCGGGGUAGAAUGUGCUUGUGUCGCAUACGAUGGGGAGCAGAUUUACACCACUCCGCGAGGAGUCACAUCUUGGAUGUUGAAAUCUAAUAUGGUAAAUACUUCUCAACUCGAUUUACUGGGAGAAUACGAGUCGUCACUUUAUAGAUACUCAUUUCGCGGGUUUGAAGUUUUCUAUGGAAACUUACAUCGAAAUUCUAUUGACCCCUCGAUAUAUAAAUUCUCAACGAACCAGCUUCAAGGGCUCGCAAAACUACUUGUCUUCGAACGAACCCCUCGAGGUCCUAAUCGUAGGAAAUCCAAAGCUGAAAAGGGGGAAAUAAACGGAUGGGAAGUAUCAAUCAAAUAUGGUAAAGAUCAUGACCCUCAACAAGAUCGACUCAGAAAGUGGGUCUCAGUCGACACCGAAAAUGGUAUCUACGAUCGAGAUCUCGAACUCAACGAGUGGAAAGGAGAGGCUCAGAAGGAUCGAGUGGCUUAUCUUCACCGUCACCCAGCAUUCGUGGGGGGCUUCGAGUAUGUCAAAGGAGACUGCUGCGAAAACUGUCCUAUUCCGCAGACAGCAGAAGAAUUAAGCCUUCAAGCAGAAGAUGACCAGCACUAUGUCCGAGGGAAUAUCUACUUUCCCGAGCCCCCUUUGCGGCCUACAUUAGAAACUGAAGAAACCUGGGCCGAUACGGCAUAUAUUAGGGCGGAAGAUGAAGUGCUCCAUCGAGCAAUCGCUGAGUUAGACGCUGAGGCCGUCAGAAACCUGGUACAAUCCUGGCCAGAAGACAGCCUGAAAAAAAAUGUCAACAGACGAAGCUAUACUGGAAGAACGCCCCUGCAACUAGCCGUGCUUUCCAGUUCACCAGAAAUAGUCGAUAUUCUUAUAAAAUCAGGAGCUAGACUGACAGCACGACUCUCGGAUGGGCGCAACUCAUUGCAUCUUGCAGCCGCGAGAGGGGACCCCGAAAUAGUGAAACUUUUACUCCUGAAGAGUGAUCAGAACGAAGAGCUUAAAAUGGAAAGGGAUGAUAGGGAACGAGCACGAGAGUAUGCGACAACUAGACGCUUAAUUCAAAGAGAAUCAUCCGGUGAUAGUAUCGAGAGCUUUGAGGACGUUGAUUACAGCGUCGAAUUCGAAGAUGACCUCGAUGUUGUAUCGACAAUACAUGGUGCUACAUCAGUUUCUGUCCACACUGGCGCAUCUUCAUUUGUUGAAGUCACGAAGAAGACCGAAGACUCAGAAAGUGGUGAAGUUGACGACGCAGAUGCCGUAGACGAUGUUCUCGACAUCAACAUGGUGGACAGGACUUACAGAAUGGCACCAUUCCACUAUACCAUUUUACACGACAACAAAGAGGUUCUGACAAUGCUUGUGUCUGAAUUUGGAGCAGAUAUUCUCCGCCUUUAUGGAGGACAAGAUCCUGGCAUACUACCAAUAACUUUAGUCCAAUAUAUCGGCCAAAAGAACCGACGUGAGGACAUGCUGAGGACUCUAUUGAGAUUAGGUGCAUCGUCAUCGCAGGUUGACAUUCAAGGUAUCCCAGCAAUCAUACGGAUGGUUCAGGUAUGCGAUUUAGAUUGUUUGAAGAUUAUAUUCGAAGAAGACGGCGCAUCUGCAGUGAUAUCUGCACAAUCCUCGGUGAAGCAUAAACCUGAUUGUUUCGGUACACCACUUCUGGAUAACGCUUUGACGGCUGCUAUAUUUCUCCGUGACAAAGCAAAGGCUUGUUUCCUAUUAGAAAAAGGAGUCUCACCUAACCUUACUACCGGAAAAUAUAAGGGGAAACUGUGUUAUACUCCGACUAUUGACCCCGAAGAGGACGAGAAUUGGUCUGUACAACCAUCAGAAAUUGCAAUUAGAAUGGACCUACCAGAGGUCUUCAGGAAAUGUGUCGAGCUCGGGGUCGACUGUUCUAGGUAUACACAUGGCAGCUGUAAACAGCAGGUUAUUUAUGGCGGUGGUUACAAGAACCAGGAUAUGACAUACCUGGAUUUACUGCAGCAAAAGGUCAUUCAGUUCGAUAAUAUGUUGAAGAAAUUACCAAAGCCGGUUGUUUCCCUGCCCCUAGGCUUCGUCGAAGGUACCUAUGAGUAUUGGCUAGCCUCUAGACUAGUUAACAAGGAGAACGAAAGACGGCAAAAGGAAAGUAUUGAAAAGAUAUCAGAAGGCUACCUAUACGAUAAAGAUUCCUAUCAAUCCGAGAAAGAGAGACUAGAAGGAUUAAAGGCAAAGUUCGAAGAGCUAGUUGCAUGGGUUAUAUCGAAGGGUGGCAAAACAUAUCAAGAACGAACGGGGGAAAUCGAGCUUCCCUCUGAAAGAGAUUUCCAUGAACCAACCAGCAUCAAACCCAAUGCGAAGCCUGGCGAUGAUGGGAAAGAAGGGAGAGACGAGACUGAAGGGGAGGAAAUCCUCUUGGAAGUAUCCCCUUCAUGGGAAUACCUCGGUGUCGAUGACGAAGCUAUGAAGAAAACCUAUCGGCGGAUCUUCGAAGCCGCCUGGAAUGGAGACGAAGAAGCAUUGAAGAAGGAAUUCCUAGGUGCGGCUUCAAAUGAAGGAGAAAAUAUAACGCAUAAGGUCGGCACUCAAAACGAAAUCGGGGACACUAUACUAUCAAUUGCAGAGCACAGAAAUCACCCAAAAGAAUUCGUGGACCUGAUCCACGAUAUCGCAACCUCCCAAGGCUUCAAAUUUGAAACUGAACCUCAGAAACUUACCAAAGAGCGGACCUCCGGGAACUUCGGAUUCCGAGCCUUACGCACAACCCCAGAGGAUGACUAUAAUAGCGUUGAAGGCUUCGACCUUAUCCGCGACCAAGGUAUCGAUAUCAAAGAUCUAGAAGAAGCGUUCAAAAUCUACGGGUUAUCCCAACUAAAACAUUCCGGUAUGGAUUUCGAAUUCUCCGAAGCCGAUACUGCGGUCAGAGAUUCCGCUUAUCUUGGCCUAAGCAUCGACGGCCAAAGAAGAGCAGACCCUAAACAGAAGCGUGAGGUUAAAGAACAUACACCACGAGUAAUGUGCGACGGGCGGAACGACCAACCAAUAGCACUAUACGCCGCAUACCACGGUUCAUUGGAAGUAUUAGAGUGGCUCGGCACAGACGGCCCAGAACUAGCACUCCGAGAGUACCAACAGCAUCUUGAAGAAAAAGUGAGACUAAAACAAUUAGAUUCAGAGAAUAACGAGGAAGAAGAACAGGCUCCGGAUCCUCCACUAUACAUCCCGCUGUGGCAACAAACUGCAGCCCAAGAGGGAGAUGUUUUCCUUGGAAUGCUUCAAAGGGCAGAUAAGGAUACUAUCACACAAUGGCUGGGUGUAAAUCACCCACUUUUACCACACGUUGUAGUCUCGAAUUUCCUCCUAGGAACGAAUAAGACGGACCGAGAAAAAGUUGCAUGGUAUACAAGAGUCUUGAAAUUCAUCAUGACACGCUUAGGACCGGAUUCUAUAAAUUCAGCGGAGAAUUCCGUUCAUCUUUCACCUUUAUUCCUCGCGGCUUCAAUCCGGAACAAAUGCGCGAUGGAAGCCCUUCUAAACCUCGGAGCCGACUUGCACGCUAAACACAACAGCGAAGAACUUAAUAUAGUCCACAAUCUCUUCGACACUGCAGGUCUUUCUAGAGCUCGUGGGGAUCUCGAUUCAAUUAAAGCCUGUCUUGAUCUUCUACCCGCAGACUUCAAACACUGGGCAUUUACCAACAAACAAACCAAACCAUUCGAAGAAUUUAAGAUAUUAUGUCGAGGCUAUCCUCCUUUAUCCAUCGCCAUGAUUGCUAUAACUUACCCAGGAUCAAUCAAUCUCAACUCUCGAAACUCCCAAGGAGAUUUACCACUCCACAUUACCGCAAAAUUCGGAUCCUUAGAAGAUCUCCAAUAUCUCCUCGACAUCUCGACACCAGAACAAAUACUUACCGAAGAUACCGAUGGGAUGACACUCGCAGACCUUAUAGAUAAGAUAUUUUACAACAAAGUUAUCAAGAACCAGAUGCCAAGGAUGAGCAAUACCGCACUGUAUUCUGAAUACGGGGGCGGCACACCAAUAUUCUCUACGGGAAGAGAAAUCAUUCGGCCCUCCAAAAAAACUCGAGAACUCCGACUAGGCGGGACUGAGAAGUCAACAAAUCUUAGGGUUGAAGAGUGGGGGUUGGAUGCAAAUGACUUACGAUAUGGGAGUGGUGAGAAAAUGGUGCAAAAGGUCUAUAAAGAAGCCGUAGAAAAACUUGGAAAGCGAAGGAUAUUGGUUUCCUUGGGUGAUGUGAAUAGGGCAUGUGCAGCAAACUUAGAGGCUAAUAAGGAACGCCGGGCUAAUCACCGUCAAGGAUCUGAAGAUAUUGAUCCGAGUAGUGAUGAUAUUAUCAGCCAAUGGAGCGGUCGUAAUUGGGAUUUCUAUAAUUAA